GCACUGAAUUUAUGUUGACUGAAAGAUAUUGUGAGAGGGUUGAGACUUCGACGUAUCGUGCACCUGCAUUUGUUUGGAGCACCGUGUUUCCUGAGAGAAAUUUCGUUCCCGAGUUCCAUCUGCUGGACAUGUAGCACUAACGUAGAGGACUACAAGCAGGUAUCGGUGUAGUGUUUGACAGCUGCGGCAAAAAGAGCAUCAGGACGCGGCUGGAUCUUGCGUUUCCUCGCAGUGCUCGCUUACACGUUUCCUUGUUUUCUCUUCUUGCUCUUCCUCUCUUCUCGGGCUGAGCGCAUGUUCUUCUGCUUCGAUUCUUCAAUAACUGUUUUACAGCCCUUGCUAAUCAGCGGAGCAAUGAUGCAAGGUAGGCUACUUUAAUUUCGCCAAGUAGCGAGCAGAGGAACAAGGAAACACAGUGAAACACCGCGGACGUUGAUGUGACGGACUAUGCACAUGCAUUUUUAGCCUCGAUAACUGGUCACGUUUGUCACCAGCUCUUGUCGAGGUGCGAUUUUUUUUUUCAUUCCUUGGAAGUAAAUGUAUGGAUUUGGAUAUAGCAAGCUAGCUGAUUCAACUUGCCACCCACACACAUCUCUCGGAGAAGAACAGAAAUUUUCCAGCUUUCAUGUGUGUACACACUUGGCAACACUUCUCUCGGAAACGUCUUUUUGGAUUGUUACUAAUGCCACAGACCUAUUUUUACAUCUCGGCAUCGGACAGUAAUUGUGACUGCUGUGGUGUUUUGUUGGUUUCUAAAUUAACGGGCCUGUUUUGGCUAUUCUCUGACAUUCUGUUUGGAUGCCAUUAUUAAACGUAGAAUAGAAUUUCCAGUUGAGAGUCAUCGGAGUCUAUCUCGUUUUAACAAUGCCCGUCAGUGCACUGCCUAGGGGCCGUUCGCUCAGCCCCGUGUCCCUGUCCCGUAGUCUUUCGAGGCUAAGAGAGUUUCGGACCCGGACCCGAAUCAUGCUUUCCCUUGGAGUUUCUCAGAUGGUGUUGGGAAGUCUGAUUUUGGCAGUCAGUUUCGCUGCUUUGGCUCUUACUGUCUCGCCUAGGGUCAGACAUUCGUGUCCAUUCUGGGCCGGCUUUUCCGUGCUGCUGUCUGGCCUGAUCGGAGUGGUGUCCUGGAAGAGGCCUCUCUCACUGGUGAUCACCUUCUUCAUGCUGCUGUCGGCGGUCUGUGUGAUGCUCAACCUGGCUGGCUCCAUUUUGUCCUGUCAGAACGCCCAGCUGGUCAACUCCUUGGACUCCUGUCAGCUGGUGAAAUUUGUCAGCGACGGUGUGUGUGUGUGCUGCGAGCUUCAGCUCCAGAGCUCUGGCUGCAACAACCUGGGGGAGACGCUCAAACUCAACCCUCUGAGGGACUGCAACACCAUCCGCCUGCGUCUCAGGGAGCUGCUGUUCAGCGUCUGCGCCCUGAACGUCAUCUCCACCAUCGUGUGCGCCCUGGCCACCGCCAUGUGCUGCAUGCAGAUGGUGUCUGCCGACAUCCUGCAGAUGUUUAUGCCGCACCGGUCGCGCUCCCUGAACGCUGACUGCAUGACCCCCCACGGCACCAUCCUCCACCAGACCCUCGACUUCGACGAGUUCAUCCCGCCCAUCCCCCCGCCGCCCUACUACCCCCCGGAGUACACCUGCACCCCAGUGAUGGAGACGCAGAGGGGGCUACACCUAGACUUCCCCCACUCCCCCUUCAGUGCCAUCUACGGGGUGCCCAUCAACAGUCCCGGGACACUCUACCCAUCUGAGUUACCACCCCCUUAUGAGUCUGUGGUGGGACAGACUCCUGCCAGCCAGGUCAACAGCUUGGAGCAGCAGGCUACCGAGUCCAGCCUGUGUGAGAGGAACACUACAGCUGACUUCAGCACACAGGCUUCCGUGGACAGCGCCUCCCUCAUGGUGUCGGAGGUGGCGGACCUCCCCGACCACAGCUGCUCCUCGGAGGACCUGUGCUCCCUGGAGGUGCAGGGCUCCCUGCACUCCGCCUCCGACCUCUCUCCCUACGGCACGCCCCGCACCGCCCCCACCGACGGCAGCUGCACCAGCCUGGAGCACAGCGCCCGCUGCUCGCUCCGCCACCACGGCCCCGCCCGCCGCCGCCACGGCGACGAGGACGAGGACGCCGGCCACAGCGAGUCCUCCCGCACCCAGGACCCGUCCCCUGACUGGUCGUCGGAGAACGUGGGCGCGCCGGAGAGGGAGGAGCCGGCGGGGACCGCGCCCAGGCGCUGCUGGGAGAAAGCCAGUAGGGUGCUCGUUCUUCCUCAGCCUCCUCCUCUUCCCUCCGCUCCCGCCUCCGCCUCUGCCUCGGCCUGCGCGCCGCAGCCGCCCGGCCCGGCUCUGGGCCCCUCCCCUUCUCCGCCGACCGCUUCCGGCCCCUCCCCUUCCCCGCCCGCCCGGCCCCGCGGCCACAAGCUCUGCUUCAGCGUCUGGUCCCCUUCCUCCUCCUCUUCCUCCGCCUCCCAGCCCCCGCCCGGCUCCUCCCCCUCCGAGCGGCCCCGUGCCUCGCGCUCCGGCAGGAGGUACCGUAAGUUGGCCCGGAUCGUGCGCUCCACCAGCGACCCCGUCUCCUGUGCCUCCCUUUCUGGAAGUGACUCCUGUGGCUGUGCCUCUGCUAAUAACCCACCUGCUGACGACUCACCACAGACCUCACCAGAGCCAGCCGCGUGUUCGGAGCACACGGCCGUGCUGGUGUCCUUCCCUCCCUCCGCCAAGCCCAGCAUCCUCGGGGGCAGGAAGCCAAAGGAGGGCGCCAAGGUGGACAUCCGCCUCAAGCCCCAGCCUCACCGCGCCCUCGCCAGCGAGCGCCCGCACUCCCUGGCUGAUCUCAAGACCUACAAAGACACCAAAAUCCUGGUGGCCAAAUUCCUGGAGCACUCCAGCUGCAGUCUACCUCCAGAGGUCCAGCAGGUGGUCAACAACAUCAAGUUCGUCAUCAAGUCGGACGAGAGGCACAUGGAGGAGGCCAUAUUCAGCGCCAACAUCAUUGACCAGGUGAUGACGCAGUCGCAGCGCGCCGGAGGCAACCCCAGGAAACGCGCCUGGGAGGACCUGCACUUACAGAGCUGCGGGGCCCUGAGCUCCCCCUCCGCCUCCCUGCGCAGGCCCCGGGGCCGGGCCCCUGGCCCCCCCGUCCUCCCCACCCCCCCCGGCCCCGCGCUCGCCGACCGCCCUCACAGCCUCAUCAGCGUGUGCCGAGAGACCAUCCUCUGACCCCCCCCCAACAUCCGCCAGGACACGUAUUCUAUAGUCUCCUGUAAAAGCCCCUCAGACAGACAUGCCAAGGUGAAGGCGUCUGUCUUCCUCCAUCAGCAGAGGUGGGGGUACAUCCAACGGCAGGGUGGAGGGGGGGAUUCUCCAGAGGAACACCUGCUUUUCCAACAUGGUCAAAAAGACCCGGAAUGUCUGCCCUCAGGGGACUUUUUUGUUUGUUUGGUUUUUUUCUGUAAAACAAACUGGUUAAAAAGAUGAGGAACUGCUCAACUUAAGGCAACUGGGACGUAUUUUCUAAAAAUAAUAUCGAAAAAGAAAUGAACAACAUUUGAAAAGCUCAACUAAACUGUGAAUCUGACAGCUUUUGAGAGCACAGAAGCUCCCAUAAAUUCCCUGUGUUUGGGAAUCUGACCAGCUAGCUGAUCGUGCUUGAACCACAGUGGGACAAGAAGAGUGGGCUUGAAGUGGAUGUCAGCCACUUAAAAAAAUAUGAUUGUAUAACUUACCUCAGUGUGUUCUUAUCAGUGUUACAAUAAAAAUACAAGUUUUUGUGA
This is a messenger RNA of Anguilla rostrata (American eel), 3764 nucleotides long. Its product is annotated as protein ENTREP2-like. Bases 865 to 3210 code for a protein of 781 amino acids. The transcript is spliced from 12 exons. Lineage: Eukaryota; Metazoa; Chordata; Actinopteri; Anguilliformes; Anguillidae. Gene Ontology annotation, cellular component: membrane. The record is from RefSeq and is a predicted model, not a curated record.